Molecule: messenger RNA, 1719 nt
Organism: Heterostelium album PN500
Lineage: Eukaryota; Evosea; Eumycetozoa; Acytosteliales; Acytosteliaceae
Exons: 1
Coding region: 1-1719 (572 amino acids)
Molecular function (GO): protein binding
Source: RefSeq, a predicted model, not a curated record
AUGUCAUCAUCUAUAUCUUUUGAUAAUAACUAUAAUCUUUUAAAGAAAAUAAUCAACUCACUCUAUUUGAGGGAUAAGAUCUUUAGUUUUGUGAAGCUAAUCCAUAAGAAUCAUAAAAAUGUCUAUCAAUCACCUAUUCAAAUAACAGGUUUAGGUUGGUAUGAUAUUGGAUGUUUUCCAGAGGAGAUGAUCAAGUACAAUCAAAAAGAAAGAUAUAAAAACAUAUUCAACACUGUCAUUCGAGAUCGAGAUUACAAUGAUGAUACCAUUGCCAAAUUCAAGGAAUUAUAUUUAAAAUCAACAGUAACAGCAGCUCGACUUGGUCAUCUUGACUUGAUUGAAUUCAUUCAUCAAGCAUUACCCAAUGAAUUUUGUUUCAAAUCUAUUUUAUAUCCGGCAUUGGAAGCAGGUCAUCUUUCGAUACUUCAAUACAUUCAUCAAUAUAAUUUGUCUCAAGGUUUAUUCAAUAGUCGCUCACUUUUCAAACCACUUCUAAGAGCAGCAGAACUUGGAUAUCUCGAUAUCGUUAAGUUUAUUCACGAAAAUAAAUUGGAUACCCCAGCUGGACAUCCAUUGAAAUCAGCAAUAUCAAGUGGAAAUUUGGAUGUUGUUAAAUACAUUCACUCCAACUUUACAGAUACAUGUCGUGGUGUGUUGGAUUCAGCCAUAAGUUAUGGUUUUUUAAAUAUUUUCGAGUUCCUAAUUCAAAACCGUCCAGAUAAAAUCUCUGACUAUUGGAUACUAUUUGCAUCGGACAAAGGUCUUCUUCCAAUCAUUAGAUAUCUCAUUGAGAAUAAUGUACCCUAUUUGAACUUACCGGAACUCAUGUUAGAUCAUGCAACAUCCAGUGGAAACUUGGAACUGGUUCAAUAUCUACAUGAAAACACAACGGUUCGCUGUACGACUCGUGCUAUGGAUUAUGCUGCGACAAAUGGAUACUUUGAAAUCUUAAAGUAUCUUCAUUACAAUCGAAGUGAAGGAUGCACUGUGGCUGCGAUGAACAAUGGAUCGGGACACUUGGAAAUUAUAAAGUUUUUACAAUAUAAUAGAAGUGAAGGAUGCACAGACGAAGCAAUGUACAAUGCUUGUAUUGGUGGACACUUGGAAACUGCUAAAUUCUUGAAUGAGAAUCGAACCGAAGGUUGUCAUUCUGGUACCAAAAGCAGUGUAUCUAUUAGUGGUCAUUUCGAAAUCUAUAGAUACCUUCACCUUAAUAGGACAGACCAAGAUGACUAUCCAAUUCUUGACAACUUUGCAGGUUGUGACGAUCCAACAGCACUCCAAUGGUUAAAAGAGAACACAACCAACAAUAUUACUAUAGAUUCAUACAUGAUCGCAAUUAAAAAUGGAAAACUAAUGAAUUUUAAAUGGAUAAAAGAGAAUACAACACUUCCAAUUCCAUUCAAUGCAUUGGAUGAAGCAGCUAAGAGAGGGCAUUUGGAUUUUGUUGAAUAUCUUCAUUCAAUUGGUGCUAACUGUUCAACCAGUGCAAUGGAUGAAACCAACAACCUUGAAAUCCUAAAGUUUCUACAUUUCAAUAGAACUGAAGGAUUUACUCACCUCGCAUAUGAGCGUGCCAUUAGAUUCAAUGAUAUUCAUUCCAUUAAAUUCCUUCACCAAAUUAAGCCUGAAACUUUCUAUGAUCUACUUGAUCAUAAAGAAAGUCAAUGUUACGGAUAUAUUUCAAGAUUGAAGCUAAUUAAAGAGUUAAAACUUUAA